Molecule: messenger RNA, 2348 nt
Organism: Xenopus tropicalis (tropical clawed frog)
Lineage: Eukaryota; Metazoa; Chordata; Amphibia; Anura; Pipidae
Product: zinc finger BED domain-containing protein 1
Exons: 3
Coding region: 295-1800 (501 amino acids)
Molecular function (GO): protein dimerization activity
Source: RefSeq, a predicted model, not a curated record
UAAUAUGUAAAUGCUGUCGGCCUAAAGUUAUAGCCGCAGGAGGCAACACAAGCAAUUUGCUUCACCACCUCCGCCACAAACAUGUCCUGAAAUACGAAGAAUGCAUGAAAUUAAGAAUGAAAUUAAUCUGCAUCCUCUUCCACAUCUGCAGGUAACGAUAGAGUUGGCACUGCAACACAAAACGCGACUCAGACGUCACUCAAAGACGCGUUUACUAAGGGGACUGCCUACGACAAGAAAAGCAAACGGUGGAAUGAUAUUACCAACGCUAUUACUUUCCACUUGGCUAAAGACAUGGUACCGCUUAAUACAAUUGAGAAAGUUGGCUUCAAGCAGAUGAUUAAAGUACUGGGUCCCAGAUAUGUUUUAACAAGUCGAAAUUACUUUAGCCGAACAGCAAUCCCUAACUUGUACCAACAGCACAGAGCCAAGGUAGAAGCAGACUUGGCUACCGUUCGCCACUUCUCAGCAACAACUGAUUUAUGGUCUAGUCGGAGCAUGGAGCCAUACCUAAGCCUGACUGUUCACUUUAUAAGUGACGACUGGGUGUUGCAUAGUCAUUGUCUGCAAACAAGCUUUUUCCCCGAUGAUCACACUGGCGAGUUACUAGCCACAGGCUUGCAAGAGGCACUGGGUUCCUGGGGGCUGUUGGAGCACAGACUAGUGGCCAUCACAACAGACAAUGGAGCCAACAUCAUUAAGGCAGUUGACCUGAAUAAUUGGACAAGAUUCCAGUGCUUUGGUCACAGGCUUCACCUAGCCAUUGAGACAGCUAUGAAAGAUGACCGCAUACAGCGUGCAGUUGGAGUCUGCAAAAAAAUUGUGGCAGCCUUUUCAUACUCAUGGAAAAAAAGGAGGGAAAUGGCCAAGGUACAGAAUGAACUGGGUCUUCCAAAGCACCAGCUCACAACUGAGACGCCCACCAGGUGGGGAUCACGUCAGAUGAUGAUUCAAAGAGUAUUAGAGCAAGAGAGAGGCAUCAAUCAGCUUCUAACAGCUGAUAAAAGGUCAAGGCAUUUAAUCCUCAGGUGGCAAGAUGUGGAAGUCCUUGAGGCUGUCAACAAGGGGUUGAGCCCACUCCAGGACUUCACAGAUGCCUUAUCUGGAGAGCAUUAUGUCAGCGUGUCAUAUGUAAAGCCAGUACUUCAUCUGUUCAACACUACCAUUCUUGCUGAGGAAGACGACAACACUGAACUGACCAGGGAUGUGAAGAGAAACAUUCUAGCCUACUUGAACGAGAAAUACUCCAACGCAGACACAGAUGACCUGCUCGAUAUCACAUCUUUCCUUGAUCCACGAUUCCGAACCACCUACACAAAGAAAGAAAAUGUGGAACAUGUCCUCUCCAGAGCCAUGGAAGAAAUCAAGUGCCUCAAGGAUCAACAGCAAGACCCUCUCCCUGGGCCUUCUGGUGCUGCAGCAGCUGCAGCAGGGCCUGCUGCUCCACCAGAGGAAAAGAGAAAAAAGUCCUUGUCCAGCUUUUUCAAAAAGCAGAGCACCAGCAGCAUGGGCUGCAGCGGAGAAACACUCUCAGAGGAGGAAAACAUCAAGAUGGAUUUGAGAGCCUACUUGCAGACCACAGAGGUUGACAGUGAUGCAGACCCUUUGAAGUGGUGGAGAUGCUAUCAGGCAAACUUCCCCCGUGUUGCAAAACUAGCUCAACAGUAUUUAUGCAUACCUGCCACAAGUGCUCCGUCUGAGAGAGUGUUCAGCACUGGUGGCAAUAUCAUCACAUGCCAUAGAGCUGCACUCAAACCAGAAACUGUGGACCAUCUGGCUUUCCUUGCUCAAAAUUUGUGAUGGCUGAAAUACCUAAUUUAUGGAGCUUGUCCAUGAGGUUGAAAUAUGUGCAUUGUUUCAAUGCUACAGGAUAAGCCUGCAAACCAUAUUCCCUUCUUUUAUAUUUUUGAUACUUGAAUACAGUGAGUGUACUGUUCCUGGGGUUGAGCAAUAGUAUUAUUUAUGCAAGUUGCAUACUUUUAGUUUACUAUUAUUAUUUUAUUAUUUGUUUAAAUGUGUGUAUGAAUAUAUACCUCAUCUUGAAGCAAGUUGCCUUAGUGAAGGUUUAGUUGUUUAAGAAGUUUUCAAGUUAAACUUCUUUUAUAUUUUAAAUACUUGAAUACUACCUGUUUGGAUUUGAAGUAAUAUUAAUGUUUCACAAAGUGAAAAGUUUCAGUCCUUUUGUAUUUACCUGUUUUAGGUAAUUUGCCUUAAUGAAAGUUCAGUGGAUUAAGUUUUCAUUUUGCAGUUAGGGACAUAUUGUUUACAUUGUAGCCAGUUUAAAGAUGUUUUCAAGCUGCAAAACUUGCACAAUAAAGUGUUGUGUAUUUUGACUGCAAGUCAUGAAU